UCCACACCAGCAUGGCCCUGCUCGUCCACCUCAAGACGGUCUCGGAGCUGCGGGGCAAGGGCGACAGGAUCGCCAAAGUGACUUUCCGAGGGCAAUCCUUCUACUCCCGGGUCCUGGAGAACUGUGAGGAUGUGGCUGACUUCGAUGAGACCUUCCAGUGGCCAGUGGCCAGCAGCAUCGACAACAAUGAGAUCCUCGAGAUUCAGAUCUUCAACUACAGCAAGGUCUUCAGCAACAAGCUCAUUGGGACCUUCCGCAUGGUGCUGCAGAAGGUGGUGGAGGAGAACCAUGUGGAGGUGACCGACACGCUGAUUGACGACAACAAUGCUCUCCUGAAGACCAGCCUGUGCGUGGAGGUCCGGUACCAGGCCUCGGACGGCACAGUGGGCUCCUGGGAUGACGGGGACUUCCUGGGAGACGAGUCCCUUCAGGAGGAAGAGAAGGACAGCCAGGAGACAGACGGGCUGCUCCCCGGCUCCCGUCCCAGCUCUCGGACGCCGGGGGAGAAGAGCUUCCGGAGAGCCGGGAGGAGCGUGUUCUCCGCCAUGAAGCUCGGGAAGAACCGGCUCCACAAGGAGGAAACCCAAAGACAAGAUGAGCCAGCAGUGCUGGAGAUGGGGGACUUUGACCGCCUGGCCACGCGGCUGGCAGAGGGGAUGGACCCGGACUGCAUGUCUCUGGCCUCUGUCACGGCUCUCACCACCAACGUCUCCAACAAGCGAUCCAAGCCAGACAUCAAGAUGGAGCCGAGCGCCGGGCGGCCCAUGGAUUACCAGGUCAGCAUCACCGUCAUCGAGGCUCGGCAGCUGGUGGGCCUGAACAUGGACCCCGUGGUGUGCGUGGAGGUGGGUGACGACAAGAAGUACACCUCCAUGAAGGAGUCCACUAACUGCCCCUACUACAAUGAGUACUUCGUCUUCGACUUCCACGUCUCUCCUGACGUCAUGUUCGACAAGAUCAUCAAGAUCUCGGUGAUCCACUCCAAGAACCUGCUGCGCAGCGGCACCCUGGUGGGCUCCUUCAAAAUGGACGUGGGAACCGUGUACUCCCAGCCUGAGCACCAGUUCCACCACAAGUGGGCCAUCCUGUCCGACCCCGACGACAUCUCCGCUGGGCUGAAGGGCUACGUGAAGUGUGACGUCGCAGUGGUGGGCAAGGGAGACAACAUCAAGACGCCCCACAAGGCCAACGAGACGGAAGAGGAAGACAUUGAAGGGAACUUGCUGCUCCCCGAGGGCGUGCCUGCCGAACGCCAGUGGGCCCGGUUCUACGUGAAGAUCUACCGAGCAGAGGGGCUGCCCCGGAUGAACACAAGCCUCAUGGCCAACGUGAAGAAGGCCUUCAUUGGGGAGAACAAGGACCUGGUUGACCCCUACGUGCAAGUCUUCUUUGCCGGCCAGAAGGGCAAGACUUCAGUGCAGAAAAGCAGCUACGAGCCGCUGUGGAACGAGCAGGUCGUCUUCACGGACCUGUUCCCCCCGCUCUGCAAACGCAUGAAGGUGCAGAUCCGGGACUCGGACAAGGUCAACGACGUGGCCAUCGGCACCCACUUCAUUGACCUGCGCAAGAUUUCCAAUGAUGGAGACAAAGGCUUCCUGCCCACGCUGGGCCCGGCCUGGGUGAACAUGUACGGCUCCACGCGCAACUACACGCUGCUGGACGAGCACCAGGACCUGAACGAGGGCCUGGGUGAGGGCGUGUCCUUCCGCGCCCGCCUCAUGCUGGGCCUGGCCGUGGAGAUCCUGGACACCUCCAACCCCGAGCUCACCAGCUCCACGGAGGUGCAGGUGGAGCAGGCCACGCCCGUCUCAGAGAGUUGCACGGGGAAAAUAGAAGAAUUCUUUCUAUUUGGAGCCUUCCUGGAAGCCUCAAUGAUUGACCGGAAAAACGGAGACAAGCCAGUUACCUUUGAGGUCACCAUAGGAAACUAUGGGAACGAGAUUGAUGGCCUGUCCCGACCCCAGCGGCCUCGACCUCGGAAGGAGCCCGGGGCCGAGGAGGAAGUGGAUCUGAUCCAGAACUCCAGCGACGACGAGACGGAGGAGGGUGGGGACCUGGCCUCCAUCUCCUCCACCCCACCCAUGCGGCCCCAGGUCACUGACAGGAACUACUUCCACCUGCCCUACCUGGAGCAAAAGCCCUGCAUCUACAUCAAGAGCUGGUGGCCCGACCAGCGCCGCCGCCUCUACAAUGCCAACAUCAUGGACCACAUUGCAGACAAGCUGGAAGAAGGCCUGAACGACGUGCAGGAGAUGAUCAAAACCGAGAAGUCCUACCCAGAGCGCCGGCUGCGGGGCGUCCUGGAGGAGCUCAGCAGUGGCUGCCACCGCUUCCUCUCCCUCGCUGACAAGGACCAGGGUCACUUGUCCCGCACCAGGCUGGACCGGGAGCGCCUCAAGUCGUGCAUGCGGGAGCUGGAGAGCAUGGGGCAGCAGGCGAAGACCUUGCGGGCUCAGGUGAAGCGACACACGGUGCGGGACAAGCUGAGGCUGUGCCAGAACUUCCUGCAGAAGCUGCGCUUCCUGGCAGACGAGCCCCAGCACAGCAUCCCCGACGUCUUCAUCUGGAUGAUGAGCAACAACAAACGCAUUGCCUACGCCCGGGUGCCCUCCAAAGACCUGCUCUUCUCCAUCGUGGAGGAGGAGCUGGGCAAAGACUGCGCCAAGGUCAAGACGCUCUUCCUCAAGCUGCCGGGGAAGCGGGGCCUCGGCUCCAUGGGCUGGACGGUGCAGGCCAAGCUGGAGCUCUACCUGUGGCUGGGCCUCAGCAAGCAGCGCAAGGACUUCCUGUGCGGCCUGCCCUGCGGCUUCGAGGAGGUCAAGGCGGCCCAGGGUCUGGGCCUGCACUCCUUCCCACCCAUCAGCCUGGUCUACACCAAGAAGCAGGUGUUCCAGCUCCGGGCCCACAUGUACCAGGCACGCAGCCUCUUCGCCGCGGACAGCAGUGGCCUCUCGGACCCUUUCGCUCGGGUCUUCUUCAUCAACCAGAGUCAGUGCACAGAGGUGCUGAAUGAGACCCUGUGCCCCACCUGGGACCAAAUGCUGGUGUUCGACAACCUGGAGCUGUACGGGGAAGCUCAGGAGCUGCGGGACGAUCCCCCCAUCAUCGUCAUUGAAAUCUACGACCAGGACACCAUGGGCAAGUUCGACUUCAUGGGCCGGACCUUCGCCAAGCCCGUGGUGAAGAUGGCCGACGAGGCGUACUGCCCGCCCCGCUUCCCGCCCCAGCUCGAGUACUACCAGAUCUACCGAGGCAACUCCACGGCCGGGGACCUUCUGGCCGCCUUCGAGCUCCUGCAGAUCGGCCCGGCAGGGAAGGCCGACCUGCCGCCCAUCGACGGCCCGGUGGAUGUGGAUCGAGGCCCCAUCAUGCCUGUGCCCAUGGGCAUCCGGCCCGUGCUCAGCAAAUACCGAAUCGAGGUGCUGUUCUGGGGCCUGCGGGACCUGAAACGGGUGAACCUGGCCCAGGUGGACCGGCCGAGGGUGGACAUCGAGUGUGCGGGGAAGGGGGUACAGUCAUCCAUGAUCCACAACUACAAGAAGAACCCCAACUUCGGCACCCUCGUGAAGUGGUUUGAAGUGGACCUCCCGGAGAAUGAGCUACUGCACCCGCCCUUGAACAUCCGCGUGGUGGACUGCCGGGCCUUUGGCCGCUACACCCUGGUGGGCUCCCACGCCGUUAACUCCCUGCGGCGCUUCAUCUACCGGCCCCCAGACCACUCGAGUGCCAACUGGAACACCACCGUAAGACUCCUCCGGGGCUGCCGUGUGCUGUGCAAUGGGGGCCCUUCCUCUCACCCUGCAGGGGAGGUCGUGGUGAACAUGGAGCCGGAGGUACCCGUCAAGAAGCUGGAGACCAUGGUGAAGCUGGAUGCGACUUCUGAUGCUGUCAUCAAGGUGGAUGUGGCUGACGAGGAGAAGGAGAAGAAGAAAAAGAAGAAGAAGGGCAACUCGGAAGAGCCAGAGGAAGAUGAGCCGGACGAGAGCAUGCUGGAUUGGUGGUCCAAGUACUUUGCCUCCAUUGACACCAUGAAGGAGCAACUUCGACAGCAAGAUACCUCAGGAAUGGACUUGGAGGAGAAGGAGGAGCUGGACAACCCUGAGGGCGUGAGGGGGCUGGCGAAGGGCAAGGAGAAGGCGAAGGCUGCAAAGGAUGAGAAGAAGAAGAGAACGCAGAGCCCCGGCCCCGGCCAGGGGUCUGAAGCCCCCGAGAAGAAGAAAUCUAAGAUCGAUGAGCUCAAGGUGUACCCCAGGGAGCUCGAGUCAGACUUCGACAACUUCGAGGACUGGCUGCACACCUUCAACCUGCUUCGGGGCAAGACGGGGGAUGACGAAGACGGCUCCAGCGAGGAGGAGCGCAUCGUGGGCCGGUUCAAGGGCUCCCUCUGCAUGUACAAAGUGCCGCUCCCAGAGGACGUGUCCCGGGAAGCCGGCUACGACCCCAGCUGCGGCAUGUUCCAGGGCAUCCCCAGCAACGAGCCCAUCAACGUGCUGGUCCGCGUCUACGUGGUCCGGGCCACAGACCUGCACCCCGCAGACAUCAACGGCAAAGCAGACCCCUACAUCGCCAUCCGGCUGGGCAAGACUGACAUCCGGGACAAGGAGAACUACAUCUCCAAGCAGCUCAACCCUGUCUUUGGGAAGUCCUUUGACAUCGAGGCGUCCUUCCCCAUGGAAUCCAUGCUGACAGUCUCCGUGUAUGACUGGGACCUGGUGGGCACCGAUGACCUCAUCGGGGAAACCAAGAUUGACCUGGAGAACCGCUUCUACAGCAAGCACCGUGCCACCUGCGGCAUUGCCCAGACCUACUCCAUACACGGCUACAAUAUCUGGAGGGACCCCAUGAAGCCCAGCCAGAUCCUGACCCGCCUCUGCAAGGAGGGCAAGGUGGACGGCCCGCACUUCGGGCCCCCUGGGAGGGUGAAGGUGUCCAACCGCGUCUUCACAGGGCCCUCUGAGAUGGAGGACGAGAACGGUCAGAGGCGGCCCACGGAUGAGCACGUGGCGCUGUGCGCCCUGCGGCACUGGGAGGACAUCCCCCGAGUGGGCUGCCGCCUGGUGCCGGAGCACGUGGAGACCCGGCCGCUGCUCAACCCUGACAAGCCGGGCAUCGAGCAGGGCCGCCUGGAGCUGUGGGUGGACAUGUUCCCCAUGGACAUGCCGGCCCCGGGGACGCCUCUGGACAUCUCCCCGAGGAAGCCCAAGAAGUAUGAGCUACGGGUCAUCGUGUGGAACACGGACGAGGUGGUCCUGGAGGACGACGACUUCUUCACCGGAGAGAAGUCCAGUGACAUCUUUGUGCGGGGGUGGCUGAAGGGCCAGCAGGAGGACAAGCAGGACACGGACGUCCACUACCACUCCCUGACCGGGGAGGGCAACUUCAACUGGCGCUACAUCUUCCCCUUCGACUACCUGGCUGCCGAGGAGAAGAUCGUCAUCUCCAAAAAGGAGUCCAUGUUCUCCUGGGACGAGACCGAGUACAAGAUCCCAGCGCGGCUCACGCUGCAGAUCUGGGACGCGGACCACUUCUCCGCCGACGACUUCCUGGGGGCCAUCGAGCUGGACCUGAACCGGUUCCCGCGGGGCGCGAAGACGGCCAAGCAGUGCACCAUGGAGAUGGCCACGGGGGAGAUGGACGUGCCCCUGGUUUCCAUCUUCAAGCAGAAGCGUGUCAAAGGCUGGUGGCCUCUCCUGGCCCGCGACGAGAAUGACGAGUUUGAGCUCACGGGCAAGGUGGAGGCAGAGCUGCAUCUACUGACGGCCGAGGAGGCGGAGAAGAAUCCAGUGGGCCUUGCCCGCAAUGAACCGGACCCCCUCGAGAAGCCCAACCGGCCUGACACCGCCUUCGUCUGGUUCCUCAACCCCCUCAAGUCCAUCAAGUACCUCAUCUGCACGCGCUACAAGUGGCUCAUCAUCAAGAUCGUGCUGGCCCUGCUGGCACUGCUCAUGCUGGGCCUCUUCCUCUACAGCCUCCCCGGCUACAUGGUCAAGAAGCUCCUGGGGGCGUGAGCUCCCCGCAGCCUCCCCGCAGCUCCUCUCCUGGGCCCGCGUGUGUGCCCCUUCCCUGGUGUGGACUUCCCAGACUCCCUGGGGAGGGGCCUGAGGAGCCCUGUGUCCACCCUCAGGCCUCAGGUCUAGGAGUCCACCUCCUGCUUGUUGGGCUGGUGACGGGGCCGCCCUCUCCUCCCCAGGCCUGCAGCUGGCCUGGUCCUUCC
Messenger RNA from Phyllostomus discolor (pale spear-nosed bat), 6214 nucleotides. It is a transcript of the gene OTOF, whose product is annotated as otoferlin. The coding region runs from base 12 to 6008 and encodes 1998 amino acids. Lineage: Eukaryota; Metazoa; Chordata; Mammalia; Chiroptera; Phyllostomidae. Gene Ontology annotation, molecular function: AP-2 adaptor complex binding; calcium ion binding. The transcript has 46 exons. Gene Ontology annotation, biological process: synaptic vesicle priming; plasma membrane organization. The record is from RefSeq and is a predicted model, not a curated record. Gene Ontology annotation, cellular component: presynaptic active zone membrane; synaptic vesicle membrane.